Molecule: messenger RNA, 1566 nt
Organism: Arthroderma uncinatum
Lineage: Eukaryota; Fungi; Ascomycota; Eurotiomycetes; Onygenales; Arthrodermataceae
Exons: 3
Coding region: 1-1566 (521 amino acids)
Source: RefSeq, a predicted model, not a curated record
AUGGCGUCGUUCAAGGACUCGUCUACGUCCCGACCUCUCCCCCAAGCCAUCCCGAAUCCUCGCCAGUCCAGCAAUGGCCGCACGCACUCGCACUCCGUCUCGCUCGGGGCCCUGAACUACAGUCACCGCGUUACUCGCCGCAAAAGCAUGACCUCCUCCGCCGCCAAUAGCGCCACUGCAGCUGCAACCGCCGCCAUCAUCAGCGAGUCUGGCGCCAGCACCGGUGCUCCCAUACACACCUCCCACCACCGUAGGGGCCUCAGUCUGCGGCGUGCUGCCGGCCUGGAGUCGACCUCUGUCGGCUCGAGCUCUGGCUUCGGCUCGUACGCUGCCCGGAACAGCAUAGCUGGCGGCCUGGAUCGCAAGCAGACGCCCGGUGCGUUGAAUACGAGUGCAAUCGCGGAGGAGCUGUCGACGGAUACUACGGCCGGGAAGCCAAUUAGUAUCAAACACCGGAGUCGACGCGCAAGCGAGGGUUCGCAUCUGAUGAAGGGAGAGGGCAAGAGGUCCCUCGUCGAAUUGAAGUGUGAUCGCUGUGGGAAGGGGUGGGAACACGAUCCGGCAUGGGCAGUGACAUCGAAGCUCCUCAUCUCCAAACACCAGCAGGUCCAGCUCCUCGAGGCCGCCAGCGUCCUCGUCACGCUCAACGAACCGUCUACCGAGGACUCGGCCAUCCGCACAGCAGGCAGUGGGAGCGGGGACUCCGACCGCUCUUCUGCUUCUCCCACCGUCUCCGGCAUAUCUGAGCUCCGCGACGGCCUCAGCUCGACCGAGACCACUCCGCCGCCCAUGAGCGAUGACGGCGCAUUCUCCAAGUCCAACGACCCAUACCGCUACCCGCAUAGCCACCACCACAACAACCAUAGUAAUAAUCAUUCCUUCUCGCGCUCCCUCCAAUCUAUACCCUCCAGCUCCUUUGCAAGCGCAAGCAGCGUUCCGUCUUACUCGCCUGCACACUCUCACUUCCGUCAAUCAAGCACAGACACCCGACCGUCUACCGCAGAUACCAAUGGUGUCCUGGACGACGACGCAGCCGGUCUUGCAGCCGCUAUCGAACUGUGCAAUUUCGGCACUCCCCGGUCAGGGCCCAUGGCUAUGGUGGAGGAUGUCCCACCGGUACCACCUCUACCUGCUCGGUACUUGGGACAGAGCGUCGGAAGCACCAUGGCACUAGCCAACAACCAUACAAAUGGGUUCUUCAGCGGGAACAACAACAUCACUGGCAGCGCCAGCAACUUCAACCUACCGAGCGGUAGUGGAAGCAGUAUUUCCGGCACAACUAUAACAACUGGCAAUCUUGCAGCGCCAACGCCUACGGCCUUCAACACUCUAUCUAUGAGUGCGCAUGCGCCUAUGUCGUACCGCGUCUCAGACGAGCGAGACGUGAAGAUGGCCGACAUCAAACCCGACGUAGCUGAGCAUGACAACACAAGGAAUAACAGCAGCAGCCCCGCCCACGCUCAAAACUCAGGCUCGACAGAUGACGACUUCGACCGCGCCUCGCCGUCUUCUGUCGUUCACAUGGACGACGACGACGAUGGAGUCUUCGGCCGGAUGGAGGAGUGA